AUGAUUCAGCGCUCCUCUGCCUUUGCCGCGGCUGUAGCCGCAGCAACUCUACUGGCAAAUCAUGCUCACGGUCACAUCAUGCAGAUGUAUCCCAUCUCCCGCCAGUACAGCUAUGGCCCCGUAUUCAAAGAAUGGGACUUCCCGGGAAUCGACUACUGCCCGCAUUGCUACAAUGCACGCGGGCCUGACUACGUUAAGGAGCGAGCCAAAGCCAAGACGGAUCCUGCCGUCCUGAACGAGUAUGGGGGAGGGGACGAGUACCCCCUAUACUUCGGCGAUUUUGCCGACAACGGUAACUACCUCGAGACGGACGAGAUCGCGAAACGCCACGGCAUCUGCGGCGACCCGGAGCAGAACGCGGAUGAAGGAAGCAACGUCUACAGCACCGCCAACAUCGGAUGGGAUGUCCUCGGUUCGUUCAAGAGCGGAGAGGUCCUUGAGAUGGACAUAAUCAUGAACGCCUACCACUGGGGACACUGCGAGUUCUUCUUGUGCAACGCGGACGAGAUGGACGACCCGGACGGCGUGCCCACCCAGGAGUGCUUCAACCGGUACCCGCUAACCCGCGCCGCAGACGACGGCGACGCCAGUCCGAUCGACCCCAACUACCCGGGCCGCUACUACGUGGACCCAGAGUGCCGCGCGGGGGAGACAGAACAGGGCUCGCCCGAGGGGGCACCCAAGGGCUACAACAUCAAGAUGCGCUACGUGCUCCCGGACAUCGAGUGCGACCGCUGUGUCUUGCAGAUGCACAUCGGGUACGACGAGUUCGACCCUCCCUCGUGGCCUAGCACCUGCGCCCCCAACAAGUCGGACUGGAUCGAGCUCAACCGCUACAUCUGCGGCGAGGAAGGGGCCUACCCGGAAGAGUUCUGGGCGUGCUCCGACAUCUCCCUCACGUCCGACGGGUCAGCGCCGCCACCGACCCCGUACACGACGCCUACGACGCCAGUUCCGGUAGCCGCUCCCACGCCAGCUCCGGUCGACCCUCCCACGCCAGCUCCGGUCGACCCUCCCACGCCAGCUCCGGUAGACCCUCCCACACCAGCUCCGGUAGACCCGCCGACGCCUGCGCCGGUAGACCCGCCGACGCCAGCGCCGGUCGAUCCCUCCACGCCAGCUCCGGUCGACGACCCCACGCCAGCCCCGGUAGACUCUCCCACGCCAGCUCCAGUGGACCCGCCGGCGCCCUCGGAAAUGCCGGUGAUGGCCCCCACUGAUGAGGUCAUUGUGUGCAGCACCGGCAUCCCCGGAAUCGAGUCCUCCGACGGCACCGUCUGUUGCCCAAUCAACUGCACGCAGUGCGGCGGCGAGGGAUGCUCCACCGUGGGCCUGCCCGAAUACGGCGCCGAGUCCUGCUGCGAGUUGGACGUUCAAUCUGCCGGAGUGUCGUGCAGCGUGUCGGAAGAAGCCCCCUGUGUCCUCGACGACGUACUUUCGCCCACCGAGACCCCUUCGCCCUCCAUGUCUUUCUCGUUCUCGUUCUCGUUCUGGUACGAUGACGACGACGAAACGCCCGAGCCGACCGCAGCACCCGCCACCGAAAUGCCGGCGAUGGCUGCGACUCCCGAGCCCGUCAUGGCCCCCACUGCCGAGCCCGUCUCUGAGCCCACUGGUGACGUGUGCUCCAACGGCUUCCCGGGCAUCCAGUCCGGCGAUUCGUGCUGUCAUGCGGAGUGUGAGGCGUGCGGCGGCUUCGGCUGCGCCGAGUUCGGCGGCGGCCUGGGCGAGGACAACUGCUGCGCGGUCCGAAUCGAGGAGUACGGCGAGCUCUGCUCGACAGCCCUCGCGGCGCCCUGCUACGUCGACGACGGCUCAGCGCCGCCACCGACCCCGGCCACGACAGAAAUGCCCGUUGUUAUGCCCACGGAGAGACCCGCGACGCCUGCACCGGUCGACCCUCCCACGCCAGCUCCGGUCGACCCUCCCACGCCAGCUCCGGUAGACCCUCCCACACCAGCUCCAGUGGACCCGCCGGCGCCCUCGGAAAUGCCGGUGAUGGCCCCCACUGAUGAGGUCAUUGUGUGCAGCACCGGCAUCCCCGGAAUCGAGUCCUCCGACGGCACCGUCUGUUGCCCAAUCAACUGCACGCAGUGCGGCGGCGAGGGAUGCUCCACCGUGGGCCUGCCCGAAUACGGCGCCGAGUCCUGCUGCGAGUUGGACGUUCAAUCUGCCGGAGUGUCGUGCAGCGUGUCGGAAGAAGCCCCCUGUGUCCUCGACGACGUACUUUCGCCCACCGAGACCCCUUCGCCCUCCAUGUCUUUCUCGUUCUCGUUCUGGUACGAUGACGAAGACGAAACGCCCGAGCCGACCGUAGCACCCGCCACCGAAAUGCCGGCGAUGGGUCCGACUCCCGAGCCCGUCAUGGCACCGACUGCUGAACCGGCGAUGGCUCCGACUCCCGAGCCCGUCAUGGCCCCCACUGCCGAGCCCGUCUCUGAGCCCACUGGUGACGUGUGCUCCAACGGCUUCCCGGGCAUCCAGUCCGGCGAUUCGUGCUGUCAUGCGGAGUGCGAGGCGUGCGGCGGCUUCGGCUGCGCCGAGUUCGGCGGCGGCCUGGGCGAGGACAACUGCUGCGCGGUCCGAAUCGAGGAGUACGGCGAGCUCUGCUCGACAGCCCUCGCGGCGCCCUGCUACGUCGACAACGGCUCAGCGCCGCCACCGACCCCGGCCACGACAGAAAUGCCCGUUGUUAUGCCCACGGAGAGACCCGCGACGCCUGCACCGGUCGACCCUCCCACGCCUGCCCCGGUCGACCCACCUACGCCGGCUCCGGUAGACCCUCCCACGCCAGCUCCGGUAGACCCGCCGACGCCUGCUCCGGUAGACCCACCCACGGCUGCUCCGGUAGACCCCCCGUCGGCUGCACCGGUCGACGACCCCACGCCAGCUCCGGCAGACACUCCCACGCCUUCCCCGGUAGACGCACCACCAGCGCCUUCGGAAAUGCCGGUGAUGGCUCCCACCGACGAGGUCGUUGUUUGCAGCACCGGCAUCCGCGGAAUCGAGUCCUCCGACGGCGCCGUCUGUUGCCCGGUCGGCUGCAAGCAGUGCGGCGGCGAGGGAUGCUCCACCGUGGGCCGUCCCGACUACGGGGCCGAGUCCUGCUGCCAGUCGGGCGUGCGUUCCACCGGAGUCUCGUGCAGCGUGUCGGAAGAAGCCCCUUGUGUCCUCGACGAAACGACGCCGGAACCUACCGCAGCACCCGCCACCGAAAUGCCGGCGAUGGGUCCGACUCCCGAGCCCGUCAUGGCACCGACUGCUGAACCGGUGAUGGCUCCGACUGCUGAGCCCGUCAUGGCCCCGACUGCUGAGCCGGUGAUGGCUCCGACUGCUGAGCCCGUCAUGGCCCCCACUGCCGAGCCCGCCUCUGGUGACUCUUCCUCCUCGGACGACUUCUCCGAAAGUGAGCCUGGAGGCAGACCCGGCGCUUACGAACACGUGGGGUGCUUCCAAGAUAGCCAGUCGGACCGCGUCUUGCAGAGGAGCGGGCUUAUCUCCGGCGACAUGACCGCCGAGUUGUGUUAUGAGACGUGUUCGACGAAGGGCGCCGCCUACAUGGCGACCCAGUGGGGAGUGGAGUGCUGGUGCUCGAGGGACGGCAGCCUGGACUACGACCGCCACGGGGACACAGGCGUCUGCGACUACCCCUGCAGAGGCGACGAGAGUGAGACCUGCGGCGGUGUUCACAGCUUCAACCUCUACAGGCUCUCGUGGGCCCCCGCGCCGGAGGACGAGGAGUACGUGGGCUGCUACACCGACAACAAGGGCGACCGCGUGCUGUCGGACAUGAUCUCCAGCGACGACAUGACCGCGGCGGUCUGCCGCGAGCACUGCGCGGACAAGGACGCUCCGUACUACGGCACCCAGUUCUCGAGCGAGUGCUGGUGCGGUACGAGCGACGACGACGCCGACUACGAGCGCCACGGCGAGGGAGUGUGCCACAUGGCCUGCUCGGGAGACGGCACGGUUGCCUGCGGUGGAUACGAUGCCUACAGCUUGUUCAAGUACGACAACGGCGGCGAAGCCCCCACCACAGCUCCGGUGACCGACUCGCCGGACACCCCGACGAUGGCCCCCACCGCCACGGGGGAGGCUCCGACCACGCCCCCCGUGACUCGCUCGCCGGUCGGGACCGAGGAGCCCACGGCGGCAGCCACGAGCGCGCCCACCUCCCCGGGGGGGUCGAUGCCGACGACGUCCACGUGCAGCAACGGCGUCCCCGGCAUCGAGACCUCCAAGGGGGCGUGCUGCGUCGCGGCCUGUGGCCAGUGCGGAGGCGACGGGUGCUCGACGGUGGCCUCGGACCUGGAGCUCGGGUCUGACGAGUGCUGCGAGACCGCUGUCCUCGACGCCAACAGGCCGUGCGGAGAGGCCCCGUGUGUCAUCGGCGGCGACUUCCCCGCUCCCACCCCAUCGCCUGAAACCGCCGCACCUGUCGCCGGGGACACCCCCGCCCCUGUGUCGACCGCUCCGACCGGAGAGUGCUCGGGCGAGCCUGUGGAAGCGUGGGAGCAGUGCGGUGGCGACGGCUGGACCGGUUCCACCUGCUGCGAAGAGGGUCUUGAGUGCGUCUUCAUGGGCAAGAGCACCUGCUACUCGCAGUGCCGCCCGAUGGAGGGUGACUACCGCUAA
Ectocarpus siliculosus is the source of this 4635-nucleotide messenger RNA. The record is from the annotation of a GenBank genome assembly. Lineage: Eukaryota; Phaeophyceae; Ectocarpales; Ectocarpaceae.